This is a messenger RNA of Archocentrus centrarchus (flier cichlid), 6306 nucleotides long. RefSeq names its product catenin (cadherin-associated protein), delta 2a (gene ctnnd2a). The transcript has 25 exons. Lineage: Eukaryota; Metazoa; Chordata; Actinopteri; Cichliformes; Cichlidae. Gene Ontology annotation, cellular component: adherens junction; plasma membrane; postsynaptic density. The coding region runs from base 209 to 3994 and encodes 1261 amino acids. Gene Ontology annotation, molecular function: protein binding. Gene Ontology annotation, biological process: cell-cell adhesion; dendritic spine morphogenesis. The record is from RefSeq and is a predicted model, not a curated record.
CCUGCGGAUGCCUCAGCCUUGCACCCCCGCCCCAGCAUCCCGGCAAAUGGUUCUUCCAUCCCCGGCAACUCUGGACGCAGGACGCAGCAAAAAGGCUCACAGCUCCGUUCUGAUUUGAGCACACUGCGGAUUGACUUGAAAGAGGGGCGGACCAGGGACAGUAGGGAAACGAGGAGACGCCUGACAGUGGCCAGGAUCUCAUUUCGCAAUGCCGGUGCCGGAGCAGCCUGCAGAGCAGGAGAAGGGGGCCAUGGUUCCCCCUGUGAUGCCAGCCUCCAAUGGAGACAGAUCUGAGACAGAGACAACCUCCUCUAUCCUUGCCUCUGUCAAAGAGCAGGAGCUUCAGUUUGAACGUCUGACCAGGGAACUUGAGGCUGAGCGUCAGAUUGUUGCCACCCAGCUGGAGAGAUGCAAGCUGGGAUCAGAGGCAGGCAGCAUGAGCAGCAUUAGUUCUUCAGAUGAGCAGUUUCGUUGGAACUCUCAAGCUGAUGGACAGAAAGAUAUUGAGGAUGAGUUGACAACAGGUCUGGAAUUGGUGGAUUCCUGCAUUCGCUCCCUUCAGGAGUCAGGAAUACUGGACAGUGGAGAACGACCGACUCUUCUUUCCCAGAGUUCCUUGCAGCUCAACUCCACCCCGGAGGCUUCGCUCCAGUACUCUGCCAGCUACCAUAGCAACCAGACCCUCGCCCUAAGCGACAGCAUCUCUGCAGCAACUUCUCAGCGCAGCGGGCAAGUUGGAGGAGCUGUGCACAGCUACAACCAGGUGACAUCGAGCCGUGCAGCCCAGCAGCAACAGUCACAAACUGGGCCAGGGUCAGGGAUCUACUACUCCAGUUCCACCUUGCCUGCGCAGGGUUCCCCUCUCGCAGGAGGAGGCGGCUCAGGUUCCGGUUCUCCCAGUAAACUUCAACGUCUGGGAUCAGCCACUGAUACAGCAGGGUACUCUACCACCCAGCGGCUGCCCUCCUCUUCUUCCUCCUCUCCCAAGCAAUCUCCUGCCAAUCGGCUGGCCAAAUCAUACAGCACCACAGUUGCUGUGACAACAGCAGGAGGGGGUGGUUCCCCCCUGAGGGUGGCAUCUCCACCCAAUUCUACAGCAGGAGGCUCCACAUCUUCCCCUCUUCACCAGAUGAGUUCAGGCAUAGGGAGCUAUGCAACUCUAUCUCCCAAACGGCUGGCAGCUCAUCACGCUUCUGACCAGUACAAGAUCUCCCACGAACUCUACGCCACUGCUACGCUGCAGAGACCUGGAAGUCUGGCAGGCUCUCGUGGCUCCUACAGCAGUCAGCAUAGUCAAGAGCCGCUUCGGCCUCUGGGGUCCCCAGAGCACCACAUAGAUCCCAUCUAUGAGGAACGUGUCUAUCAUAACAAGGGCCCCAUGAGAAGCCUUAGCCAGAGCCAGGGCCCAGACUCAGGGCCCUACCGCAACAACACAGCACCCUCCUCCCCUGGUGUCGACUCCGCCCCUUUGCAGCGCACUGGAAGUCACGGCACAGGAACAGGAAACUACACCCGUGGCGGUGCCAACAACUAUGCCACAGUGGGGCCAGGCUACACCUCAAGCGGGGGUGGUGGCGGAGAUGUAUAUGGUUCAGAUCCCUAUGUGGCUGACCCCUACCGUACCCUGCAGUACUGCCCCUCAGUGGUGGAAUCACCCUACAGCAAGUCAGGACCAGCCCUACCACCUGAAGGCAGCCUGCAGCGUUCACCUUCCAUUGACUCUAUUCAGAAAGAUCCCAGAGAGUUUGGGUGGAGAGAUCCAGAGUUGCCAGAGGUGAUCCAGAUGUUACAGCACCAGUUCCCUUCGGUGCAGUCCAAUGCUGCAGCCUACCUACAGCAUCUCUGUUUCGGAGACAACAAGAUCAAAGCUGAGAUCCGUAGACAGGGCGGCAUCCAGCUGCUGGUUGAUCUACUGGACCACAGGAUGAGUGAGGUCCAUCGCAGCGCCUGCGGAGCCUUGAGAAACCUGGUGUACGGCAAGGCCAAUGAUGAGAACAAAGUAACCCUGAAGAACUGCGGGGGGAUUCCUGCCUUGGUCCGCCUGCUGAGGAAGACUGGAGAUGUGGAAAUCAGAGAGCUGGUCACAGGUGUGCUUUGGAACCUGUCGUCAUGUGACGCACUGAAGAUGCCAAUCAUCCAGGAUGCCUUGGCCGUUCUGACCAAUAGUGUCAUCAUACCCCACUCUAACUGGGACUCCUCCCCAAAUCACCACGAUGACCGCAAGCUCCACAUUCAUACCUCCCAGGUGCUGCGCAAUGCUACAGGCUGUCUCAGGAAUGUAAGCUCAGCAGGUGAGGAGGCGAGACGAAGGAUGAGGGAGUGUGAUGGGCUGACAGAUGCUCUGCUCUACGUUAUCCAGACCUCUCUGGGCAGCAAUGAGAUCGACAGCAAGACUGUGGAGAACUGUGUUUGCAUCCUGAGGAACCUGUCAUACCGACUGGCCGCUGAGACUUCCCAUGGUCAGCAAGGGGGGUUGGAAGAGCUGGAUGGUCUUCUUUGUGAUGCCAACGGACGUGAUGGAGAGAGCUCCGGUUGCUGGGGCAAGAAGAAGAAGAAAAAGAAGGGAGCUGACCAGUGGGAUGGCGUGGGCCCCUUUCCAGACACAGCAGAGCCCCCCAAAGGAGUUCAGAUGCUGUGGCACCCCACCAUCGUCAAGCCCUACCUCACCCUGCUUUCUGAAUGCUCAAAUCCUGACACCCUAGAGGGUGCAGCUGGGGCUCUGCAGAACCUGGCAGCAGGCAGCUGGAAGUGGUCAGUGUACAUUCGAGCUGCUGUGCGUAAGGAGAAGGGCCUUCCCAUCCUAGUGGAAUUAUUGAGGAUAGACAACGACAAAGUUGUGUGUGCUGUUGCCACUGCUCUCAGAAACAUGGCUUUGGACAUCAGGAACAAGGAGCUCAUUGGUAAAUAUGCAAUGAGAGAUUUGAUCCAUCGGUUACCAGGCAGUAGCAGCAGCAACAAUAAUACAACCAGCAGUGGGACAACCGCAACCACAGGCCCUCCCAGCAAGGCCAUGUCGGACGACACGGUAACUGCCAUCUGCUGCGCGCUGCAUGAAGUCAUCACCAAGAACAUGGAGAACGCAAAAGCUCUACGCGAUGCCGGUGGCAUCGAAAAACUCAUCGGCAUUGCCCGCAGCAAAGGAGACAAACACUCAGCAAAGGUAGUAAAGGCAGCUUCUCAAGUCCUCAGCAGUAUGUGGCAGUACAGAGACUUGCGCUCUCUCUACAAGAAGGAUGGUUACUCCCAGUAUCACUUUGUGGGCUCUGCUUCAACAAUAGAAAGAGACAGACAGAGGCCCUAUUCUUCCUCACGAACUCCCUCUGUCUCUCCUGUCAGGACAUCCCCAAAUAACCGCUCUGCGAGCGCCCCAGCCUCCCCCAGAGAGAUGAUGAGUCUGAAGGAACGCAAGAUGGACUACGACUCCACGGCAACCAACGCCGGUUUCCAUAGCAACAAAGGAGAGCACACAUCCCGGAAAGACGGCAUGGCAGUUCAAGUUUCCUGUGGGACAUCUACGCUGUUCCGAAACUCUUACCUGACCGCCAGCGAUGAUAUCAAGCAAAACCAGGGUCCAGUCCAGCCCUGUGUCGUGCCCCCUCAGCCCCAGCCGGACAGUCCAUCAGCAACCGUGCUAAAAGACUACGACCCCUACCCUCCCCCUCCCUCCUUCCCCCAGCCUCAGCCACCACAGCCUCCACCUCACAGCCAGAGCCGGAGCUUUGAUGAGGCCUACUACGAGGACCAAGGACCACCACCGCCACCUCCACCAUCCCAGCCACAGCCACCGAUCCAGGCUCAGGCCCAGCCUCAGGCCCAACCCCAGCAACCUCCAAACUCCACUGGACCACCCAGGGACCCGCGGGAAGAUCUGCGCAUGCAUCUGGGUCUCAAAUCAACCGGCAACUACGUAGACUUCUACUCGGCCUCUCGGCCAUACAGCGAACUAAACUACGAGACCAGCCACUACCCGGCCUCGCCUGACUCCUGGGUCUAGUUAGACUGCUAUUUGGGGGGGCAAGAAAGAGUCUGUGUGCGCUUGUGUGAAAGGGAUUCUUUUUUUUUUUUUUUUUUUGCAAGACAUCAGCAGUGAUUAUAAGUGGUAUUUUGAAAGCGAUCUUGUAGCCAGUGGCAGGAAAUUUAUGUUCUCUAAAAUAAGUGGGAAGGCAGAACUGGAUAGGGUUAGUAAGUGAAGUCAGGUCGAGUGACAAAGAGAGACUGCAUGUGCAUGUGAACAUUUUCCUUUUUUUUUUUUUUUUUUUCCAGAACUCUUUAUUUCUUUAAAAUCAGCUCCAUUUCACCAGUGAGUGGAGCUAGUGGGAGUAGAUACGACGAAGUGUGUUUGACAGGUUGAGCAAAGAAUGGGAAAGGGAAUAUAAUAAGAGAGAAAAUGGCCCGACGGAUAGAGUAUGCAGAUGACCAGAGAGGAGAAGAGACAGCGAGGAUAAAGAAAUAAGAAGCGGUAAAGGGAGAAAGCUCUUACUCUGUGGGAGCAGGGAGCUGUCUGACCUGAGGAGGAGAUGAGAGACAAAGAUGGCAUGAGGGUUCUUGAAGAGGUCAGCAAGAAUAAAAGCACAGAGAAAGAUGAAAGCACAUCAGGCAACAAGCAAGAAGUGGAUGUUUACCAUUUCACCCAAGUGACAAACGUAGCACUGCUUUUACCCCCCCCCUUUUUUUUUUUGUUGCAAUGGCCUUGCCGCCUCCAGAGGCUUCUGAAUUUGUUUUCAAGGAAUGUCAUCUUCAAGAGACCUUUUUUUUUUUUUUUUUUUUUUUGUCAUUCUUUUACAUCUUUUUUUAUUUGUACUUUUCUAAAUUUUCACUUUCAAAAAACAAACAAACACCUUUUUAUUUUCUGUGUACAGUUAAAGGUGAUAUAGUGUGUAUAUUACACGUUUUUGAUGGGCCACUUAUGAAAACAUGAUUUAUUUUCCAUGACUGACUGCUGACUGAAACAACAAAAGCGUGAAACGUGAACGCGAGAACCGGCCCUGACAGAUAUCAUCAGGAUGGGUGUCAGCAGACACUUUUGGGUUUUUUUUGCCCCCUUUCCCAGCCAGAGACGAAGCACUGCGAUAUUUGUGUUUUUCUCUCUCCAUCGAGUGAAUUUUGCCAUGGACAUACUAAAGAGCAGUUCAAAGCUGCCAAAGCAUCAGUUUGGCAGAGCAGCAGUGUUCCAGAGUUCCCGUCAACUAAAGUGCUUUUUCACUGCCUAAAGAUUAUAUGUGUAUGUUUAAAGCACACUCUGUCCUUGGAAAGGUUUGUCUUUUCACUUUGGGGAUCUGACAUGUUUGACAAUGUCAACUUUCAGUGGUUUCUCAUCAUCAUCUCUGCAUAAAAACAAAAACAAAAAAAAAAAAGUUUUUUUUUCAAUGAAAGUCACCACAGUAUUGUACAGCUCAGUGUACAGUAGAGAUAAAAGAAGAGCGAGAAAGACCUUGUGCCAAACUUUGACAUACAGUGGACCAGUCCAAGAGGACUUUAAAGGGAAAUUUUGUCGAAGUUUACAGAUGACGACGACUGGCUGACGCACUCUGCUGUUUGUGACGUUUAUUUUCUUGUGUUUUAAUCAGGUGAAGCCGUACUUAUUGCUGGGAAUCAUGGGUAAUGUCUCCCUCCCAUAGAUGUACAGACCUGCCUCUCUGUGUUGGCUGAGCACAUGUGGGUGUGUAUGCGGGUGGGUGUGUGUGUGUGUGUGUGUGUGUGUGUGGACCUGAGUGCGCACGCACGCGUGUUUGUGUACAUGUGCAUGUAUGUGAAAGAGUGUGUGGCCCGUGUGUACACGUAAACUUGAGCGAGCGUAUCUAUGCAUGCAUGUGUGUAGUAGUGUGCGUAUGCCUCUGUUGCGUGUAUGUGUGAGCAUUCCUGUAUAAAUCAAUGUCCAAACAAGGCAUUCCUACUGACAGUUUUACAACAUGAAAAACCAAGGUAAAAAUCACUGGAAGGAAUUGUUGAUAUAGAAUGAAAAAUCUAUAAAUAUAUGAAUAUAAAUAUAAAUAUAUAUAUAAAUAUAUAUAUAUAUAAUUUUUAUGUGCUGAUGUCAGUGUCACUAAAUGCAACAAAUGUUUGCGGAGGAAAAAAAAUCAUGUGGUGUACAACAGGACUCUUGUUCACGUGACCUAAACAUGGAAACUGCAGAUCGGGACCCCCCACCCCAGUCGAGACAAAAGAGAAAUCCCACCUGAAGAUGCUCAGGCUCUGGUGCGAGUUGUGUGUUAUUGUGUGUCCAUGCUUCUUAGAUGACCCUGCUGAGAGAGGACCGUACUUGAACACAAGGAAAAAUAAAGACUCUUUGCAAUCAAACAACACAGU